CGCCGAGUAUGGGAUGAGAUGGUGUCCAUCAACACUCAACCUAAUUGUACUUGCGGUAAAUGUUCCUGCAAUAUUUCCAAGCAGAUAACUGAAUCUCGUGAUAGAGAUCGUCUUUAUGAUUUUCUGAUGGGUCUAGAUGACAUCUAUGAGCAUCUCAAAAAUCAAAUUCUGGCCACAAGACCGAUCCCAGCACUCACCUCUGCUUAUCAUCUGAUUUCAGAGAGUGAGUUACAUCGGUCGAUUUCAUCAAUCCGGAAACCAAAUAUGGAUGGUGCUGCAUUUUACACGCAAACCAAGAAGGAAAUUUCUCAUAUUAGACGUCCAAAAGAAGGCCGAUCUUGCUCGCACUGUGGAAAAACAAAUCACUCUUAUGAUAUGUGUUUUGAGCGCAUUGGCUACCCAUCCCACUGGAAUAUUAAAACUAUGGAAAACAAAGUGGGUGGAGGAACCCAUGCUCAUCAUCAUGAUUCACGUAACAUACGUGAUAUGGGAGGCAGAGAGAAACAUCUACAGGGAAAUAACAAUUAUCGCAGGCACCCUCCAAGUGUGGCACACGUGGAUAGUAAAAAUAAAAUUGAUGUUGGAGUCUCUGAUGAGCAAUUGCAAAAAAUAGCCCAAAUUUUGCAGACUCAGCUACUGGACAAAUCACGUGCAUCCACUUCUGAGAGUCAGAUAAAUAUGACAGGACUUACCCUCGAGGAAGCUGAUUGGGGUGGGCAAAUGUCGUGAUGGUCUCUAUUAUUUAGAGUCACCAGAAAAUAAGGGAGUGGCAAUGUCAGUUUCUAUUAAUCUUGAUUUGUGGCAUCAGCGGCUGGGACAUGCUUCAGAUCAAAGGUUACAUAAUAUUGCUAGUCUCCAAGGGUCAAAGCGAUUUAACAACUUCUGUGACUCCUGCAUACGAGCAAAGCAGACUCGUCUACCUUUUCCAGUCAGUAUCAUUAAGACAACUUGUUGUUUCGAAUUAAUACAUUGUGAUAUUUGGGGUGGCUAUAAGUGUGAUUCUAUUACCGGGGCACGUUAUUUCUUGACCAUAGUUGAUGAUUUCACAAGAGCUGUUUGGGUCUAUUUAAUAAAAAAUAAAUCUGAGGUUCCCCAAGUACUGAUUCAGUUUUUUAAAAUGGUUGAUACCCAAUUUGAAAAACGAAUUAAACGAAUACGAG
Messenger RNA from Cuscuta epithymum, 1160 nucleotides. NCBI's taxonomy places the organism in Eukaryota, Viridiplantae, Streptophyta, Magnoliopsida, Solanales, Convolvulaceae. The record is from the annotation of a GenBank genome assembly.